Molecule: messenger RNA, 1675 nt
Organism: Corythoichthys intestinalis (scribbled pipefish)
Lineage: Eukaryota; Metazoa; Chordata; Actinopteri; Syngnathiformes; Syngnathidae
Product: myelin protein zero-like protein 2
Exons: 5
Coding region: 186-950 (254 amino acids)
Biological process (GO): cell-cell adhesion
Cellular component (GO): plasma membrane
Source: RefSeq, a predicted model, not a curated record
UGAGAAAGCGCGAGUGGCGAGUCAGGACGCGUCCUUAGUGCUUGGACGAAGUCGAGGUAAGGACUCAUCUGUUGGUUCCUCCCUAAGAAGAAAAGAAAAACAACUUAACGUUUGAGUAUUUUAGUAUUCGCCGGAUUGUCAGUAUUAGUUGUCUCCUGUCGUCUUGAUCACUGGACGGUCUCCCGAUGUGCGUAAUGAGGAUUUUUCUUCUGUGUGGACUCGCAGCCUCAGGCGUGCUGCAGGUCAGUGGGAUCCGUAUACACACUUCUGGCGAUGUGGAGGCAGUCAACGGGACGGACAUCCGUCUGAAGUGUACAUUCAGUAGUUCCUCAGCUAUCAACCCCAAUCUAAUCAUCAUCUCUUGGAGUUUCAGACCCCUUAAACCAGGUCGAGAAGAAUCGGUGUUUCACUACCAGCUGAAGCCGUUCCCCCCUGAAGAAGGAAUUUUCAGGAACCGCAUCAUCUGGGCCGGUGACAUCAUGGGCCAGGAUGCCUCCAUCAUAAUUCGCGAAGUGAAGUUUACUUACAACGGCACUUACACAUGCCAGGUGAAGAACCCGCCGGACGUGCAUGGCUCAAUUGGAGAGAUUCGACUACGUGUCGUCACGACAGCCUCAUUCUCUGAGCUUCUGCUGCUGGCUUUCGCCAUUGGAGGAGGGAUUGCUGUUGUGGUUCUCCUCCUCAUCAUCAUAGUAUCUUGCAGGAGGUGCAAGAGGAAGAGACAGCGGCGGGAAGGGGAAGUGGAGGCUCCUCGCAAAGAGAGAAAGGAUCCUACUGUAUGCCACCCAAUGAGGUCCAUCCACCUGUACCUAUCACAGACGUCCAUAGAGAUUGACAGUUCAGAUGGAAUGAUCUCAGAGGCCAGCACUAAAGAUCCCAGCUCCGACUCGGACGGCCCAGACUCAGAUGACGACGAUGACGAUGAUGACGACAAUGACUUUUCAGACUGAACAGGUGGGAACAGACAGGGGAUGCCCAUUUGGUACGGGUAGAAUUGCGUCGCGACCAAGUGGCGAGUUAACAAAAUGUGCAACUUUUCCUGGUAAAACCAGCACACAGUCUUCAUGAAUUGAAGGAAAAGCUGACGGAUGUCCUGUUUCAACAAUUUGGAAUAUGCACAAAGAGGUUCAGGGAUCAAAAGUGUUUGUUUCUGCUACCUUUAGAAAUAGUCAUACGAUGGAACAAAGGCUGAGUUAAACCUGCUGAGACAGCAGGUGAAUGUCAAUUUCAAAACCGAUUUUAUAUCCUGUUGGCUGGGAUUGCACUGUUACAUUAGAUUACUUGAAUAAAAAAACUUUUUUUUAUUGCAUAUAUAUUUCACCUGCAAGUCAAAUGGUUGCUGGUGUUUGAGCCACAGUAUGCACAUUCCUUUAUAAAAUAUUAUGAGGGAGUGCACAGUUUUGAUCUGAAAAGCCCUUGAUAGCAAACUGUCCCAGCAAAAUUUUUCUCUCUAUGCAUCACAUCCACUAACACGUGACUGUAAAAAUAAUUUUAUUGUAAUUUUGUACUGAUGGUGUAUUACUGAGAAUUAGCCAUCAAUGACUGUAAGUUUUUAGGUAAUGGCCAAAAUAUUUCAUUGUUUUUUUUUUUCUUUUAUGUGGAUAGAAUACUGUAUAUGUUUGACAUAGAGAUUUUGCUAAUGAUUUUCUAAUAAAAAUGCUUUUUAAAUAUUUUA